AACAGUUAACGGUCCCACACGAAAGAUUUGUAGCGUCCGGUACGAAUGAAUUGUAGAGAACGGCAGACCUUAUCUAAUGGACGUUGCAACAACAGCAACGACUCACUUUACUAUUCUUCGGCAGCCGCAAAUGUUGUUUGCUCCUAAGUCUCGAUCUUUGCCCGACGCUUGCAGUGUAUAUACUCGAACAUUCUCUUUUCCUUCUGGUAAAAGUAAAAGCCGGAGCAAUCAUCAUUUUCAGCACCCCACCAAGUCCAAGUAUGGAGCUCUGAAUUGUCUAUGCUGCUCUACCGAUUCGAAUUCACGUCGUGGUUUCGGUCCGACUGACGGCAACACUAACAAGGGCAAGAAUUCCGCAACUGCCAGAAGGCAGGCCAAGGGCACAGUGCGUCCGCAAAGGAAUUCAUCUACCCCACAGUCCGACGACAUCCUUAAUCACGCACUGAACUCUACGAAUGAUGUCAGAAAGUCAAAAAGUGUGGGGUCAGAUCUCCAGUUUGAGGAACGGUUGCAAGCAGUAAAAAGGUCGGCGCUUCAGCAGAAGAAAACAGAGGAAGAGAAAGCAAAUGGAGCAAUUGACUAUGAUGCUCCGGUUGAGUCCAGAAGUACUACAAUCGGACUGGGUACCAAGAUUGGAGUUGGAGCAGCUGUUAUUGUAUUUGGACUCGUAUUUGCACUCGGUGACUUUCUUCCCUCUGGAAGUGUUAGUCCCACUGAGGAGAUUGCCAGCAAGGGUAAGAGAAUUGCUGAAGAUGAGAGAGCUAACCUCCUGAAGACGCUUCAGCAAUUUGAGGCUACACUGGCUUCAUCACCAGAGGAUCCCAUCUCCCUUGAAGGAGCUGCUGUGACCUUAGCAGAACUGGGGGAGUACAAUCGAGCCUCUUCCCUUCUUGAGGAAUUGAUUAAGAAAAAACCAAGUGACCCUGAUGUUUACCGUUUGCUUGGAGAAGUCAAAUAUGGACUGAAGGAUUAUGAAGGAAGUGCUGCUGCUUUUAGAAUGUCUUCCAUGGUAUCCAGAACUAUUGAUUUUGAAGUUCUACGUGGCCUUACAAAAGCACUGAUUGCCACGAGGAAGCCAGAUGAGGCUGUUCAAAUGCUUUUGGCAUCACGCAAAAGUCUGAAAGAAGAAAAAACUAUUGGUAGCAAUGAUGGAACCAAGAACAGUGAAAUGAAAUCAAAGUCAGAGGUAGACCCAAUUCAAGUUGACCUGCUUCUUGGAAAAGCAUACUCAGAAUGGGGCCAUGUCAGCGAUGCCGUGUCUGUAUAUAAUCAACUCAUUUCUACCUAUCCUGAUGACUUUAGGGGUUACUUAGCGAAGGGUAUUAUUUUGAAAGAGAACGGAAAUGUUGGUGAUGCUAAGCGGAUGUUUAUACAAUUGAUGUCGCAGGCAAGAUUCUUUGCACCAGAGAACGCUAAGGCGCUUGUUGAUAAGUAUUCAAAAUGAUUUCCCCUGAAUAGUCCUUUGAUCACCCUGGCUGUUACACUAUUGAGAUGGAUCAAACAGUAGCUUGAAUUGUCCAGCAUCAGAGAAAAGUUCAGUAGGUCGCGAAUUUAUGAAUUAUGAGAUUCUUCUGCAACUGAGAAGUAGUAAUGGAUGACAGUUUCCAACAUCUACUUCAUUACUAAUAGUUGGGUGCUACUGGAUGCAUAUUCAAGAUAUACUAGUUGUGUACACAUAGGAUAUUUCUUUUUGAUUAAUGUGGCACGUCGGUUAAAAAGCGCUCUGUUUGACAUUCAGUGUACACUGAGGUUGGAAUUACCUUUAUUCCAUUUUCUCUUAUUACUCA
Molecule: messenger RNA, 1787 nt
Organism: Solanum dulcamara
Lineage: Eukaryota; Viridiplantae; Streptophyta; Magnoliopsida; Solanales; Solanaceae
Exons: 15
Coding region: 77-1444 (455 amino acids)
Molecular function (GO): protein binding
Source: RefSeq, a predicted model, not a curated record